AUGUCUGCUCCUCGUACGACUCAUCAUUCUGCUGUUCUACGGAUUCUCCGAUACAUCAAAGGCACUCUCCUUCAUGGGCUUCAUUAUUCUGCUCGUUCUUCCUUAGUUUUGACCGGGUAUUCUGACGCUGACUGGGUGGGAGAUCCCUCUGAUCUCCGCUCGACCACCGGGUUUUGCUUCUUCUUUGGCGACUCGCUUAUUUUGUGGCACAGCAAGAAACAGACGGUUGUCUCCCGGUCCAGUGCAGAGUCCGAAUAUAGAUCUCUUGCCGACACUACUGCCGAGCUUCUAUGGCUUCACUGGCUGCUGGCUGAUCUCGGAGUUUCUCAGUCCUCUGCCACUAUUAUCCAUUGCGACAGUCAGAGCGCCAUGAAGAUUUCGACGAAUGAUGUCUUGCACGAGCGUACGAAGCACAUUGAGAUCUACUGUCACCUUGUACGUCAUCACGUUGCUCAUGGAAACAUCUCCUUGUCUCCCAUUCCCUCUGCUGAUCAGACUGCCGACGGAUUCACCAAGCCUUAUCUUCCCGGCCGUUUUCAGUCAUUCUUGAGCAAACUCAAGUUGGAUUCCACCGUUCCACCUUGA
Molecule: messenger RNA, 585 nt
Organism: Andrographis paniculata
Lineage: Eukaryota; Viridiplantae; Streptophyta; Magnoliopsida; Lamiales; Acanthaceae
Product: secreted RxLR effector protein 161-like
Exons: 1
Coding region: 1-585 (194 amino acids)
Source: RefSeq, a predicted model, not a curated record